Messenger RNA from Lingula anatina, 2457 nucleotides. RefSeq names its product secreted frizzled-related protein 3. Gene Ontology annotation, biological process: non-canonical Wnt signaling pathway; canonical Wnt signaling pathway. NCBI's taxonomy places the organism in Eukaryota, Metazoa, Brachiopoda, Lingulata, Lingulida, Lingulidae. Gene Ontology annotation, cellular component: cytoplasm. The record is from RefSeq and is a predicted model, not a curated record. Gene Ontology annotation, molecular function: Wnt-protein binding.
UGACGUCACAGGGAGCAGAAGAUUGAUUUCGGCCUUUUGCUCCCAGUAUUUGAUUGCACUCGGUCGCUGCGAGCUCCGGUUUCGCGGCAGGAACGCUAUCUAGCAAAUUAAAGUUUAUGUGAGUUUGUCAUAAUAACUUUACCAUAAUGUCACUUAGAGAGAACGCAACCCAAUCAGUUAGCGAGAGUACGAUGAACGGUGCAAGACAUUAUUUCAAGUUGCGCAACCGGGAUACAUUAUGCUAUGGCUCGGACUAAUUUCAUAGAAAACAACGUUUUUACUCAAAAAGAUAUCCAGUCAGUGGCACUGGGAAAAAUUGUCGGACACAGCCGGGACAUGAUGAAGUUGUCUAUAAUGUUACUGCUCAUAUCGCACCUUGCCACCUCCUCGAUUUAUUUCGGCGAGACGGCCAAGUGUGAGCCGGUGCGUAUGCCUAUGUGCGCGGACAUGCCGUAUAACAUGACACGGAUGCCGAAUUUGCUUCACCACAGCACGCAGGAAAACGCCAUUCUGGCCAUUGAACAGUAUGAGGAACUCGUGAACGCGAGCUGCAGUGAUGCCCUGGUGUUCUUCCUCUGUUCAAUGUACGCGCCUAUCUGUGCUGUGGAUUUUCAGUCGGAGCCUAUACCGCCAUGUCGGAGUGUGUGCGAGCGCUCACGCCAAGGCUGUGAGCCACUGAUGAACGAAUACAACGUCUCGUGGCCGGAGAGCCUUAACUGUAACAGGCUCCCAAUGUACGACAGAGGAGUUUGUAUAUCUCCGGAGGCUAUCGUGUCCACAAUGCCGUCAGACACAGGUAAGGAGGCAAAAGAGAAGCAUCAAGUUAGAAACGCAGAUUGCAACUGUCCAAAGAAAAGUAAAUUAAAGAAAAAACAGUAUCUAAGUAAAAAAUACGAAUAUGUGGUCCACGGUGUAUUCAAGGAGCAGAAAGCCAUCUAUGACCACGCAGUGACUGUGAUAGAUGUGAAAGAAGUUUUGAAAAAUGGAGAGGUGGAAAUAAAGCCUCAAACUCAAGUCCAGCUGUGGACUAAAGGAAUGUGUGUCUGUGCUAAGGUGGAGGCGAACAAGGAAUAUCUCUUUCUCGGCCACGAAGAUAAAGUGACUAAAAGACUGCUUCUGAAUGACGACGCCCUUGUAUUGAAAUGGAAAAAGAAGGUGGCGAAAAAAUUAAAGAGAUGGGAAAGCCGGAAAAGACGAAGCCGAGGUCGAGGGAAAAGCAGAAAAAAGAAGGGAAAUUCUGGAAAACGUAGCAGACAAGGAAGCAGUUCUAGGAAAGAAUAAUGUGAUACCGUAUAGUGUGAUGAAAUAAGUGGAAUAUUUUGUGGUGCGAAGAGAAACUUGUGGUUGUAAUCUUUUGACCCACUGCUACCAUUUGGAAGACUGAAAACAACAUAUAUACAAAUUCCAGAAGAAAUUGUUCUAACGAAAUGUUUUCGUUCAUAAUUCAUGCUGGAAAAUACCAUGCAAGAAGGAUGGAAUACGUCCACUCCUUUCUGUCGUAUAAUGUACGGAAACCUUCGCUGAUGAAAACUUUGGUGGCUUUUGUGGCGAAUUGCGCUCGUCCUUUCCGCCAAGUUUUUAAUCACUGCAUAGGAGAACUAAAAGGUUGCUCUGGUCAUUUCUUGUAUGAUAACCCUUAAUCAACUUUGAGACAAUUACGUAUUAAAGUUUGCUUCAAGUUUUAAAGACUAUGUAUAGCUUUGACACUAUGUUUCUGCCGUAGUCUAUAAUUUACUGGUGGGUCCAGGAUUUUGCUGAAGGAGGGCACAAGGAUAAACCAAAAGUUUGUCUCGUUUCGUUCUCCUCCUCUGGGUCCGCCAAUGCAAGUGUUGUCACGAGUCUACAGUCUAACUGUCAUUUUAAAAUGACUAUUGUUAUUGAGACAGAUAAUAUAUAUAUAUAUAUACAUAUUUAAAAAUGUUACUACACCUUAUCCCGGGAUGUUACAGAUCUGUGAUGGAACGUUGACAAAAGCAAGUUCACUGAGAGUUCGAUUGUAUCAGCAGUGAAUGUGCGGGCAAGAUGAUAUGCGCUUUGAAGAUGCUUCAAACGAAUCCUUGUGACAAAGAUGGCUGAAGACGGAUUUACAAUAUUGUUGUGGAUAUCAAAAAAGGCUUGAUUUGGUUUCAAAAUGAUCGCACAACAUUGCCAAUCGGUUGUUGUCCACUAAGCUGGGUCGUACUUUUCAAGGACCAAAUGGAUGGGAAAAUUUGGUUGCUUUUCAUCCUGUAAAAUUACAUACACAGUGGUUGUAUAGGAGAAAGCUACCUACAAGAGAAUAGCUGAUAAUGUAAAAAAAAACAUUGGCUGGAGUGAUAAGUGUAAAAUAUUAAAGUCCUGACAAAUGGAAUGUUGUCUCUGGGAAUGAUUUAAGCUUCAAUCAAGGUCUAAAUUUUGGCUGUUUAGGUCUGUCCUGUAUCAUGUUGCGACAACAAUAUCCUUGACUCAUUUGGACAU